GGGAAGCGGGAGGCGGAAAGCCGACGAGGCGGCGCGUGCGCAGAGCCUCGCACCAUCCGCUGUGGGGAGGCAGCGGCAGUGGCGGCGGCGGCACGAUGCCCCGCGACAACAUGGCCUCCCUGAUCCAGCGGGUAGCCCGGCAGGCCCGCCUCACGUUCCGUCCGCCGGGCGGUAACAACAACAGCGGCGGCGGCGACGGGAGCGGGCCUCGCUUCGCGGAGAACCUGCACCGCCUGCAGCAGCUGCUGAACGAGGUCCGGGCCGAGGACCUGCGCCUGUCCCCGCGGGGCCCGUCCGCGGUGCCGGGCCUGGCUCAGCCUCCCGUGAGCUACAUGCACAUCUGCGAGACGGAGAGCUUCAGCAUGGGCGUGUUCGUGCUGCGCGCCGGCGCCUGCAUCCCUCUGCACGACCACCCGGGCAUGGACGGGCUGCUCAAGGUGCUCUACGGCACGCUGCGCAUCGCCUGCUUCGACGCCCCCGACGGGGGAGCCGGAGGAGCCGGAGCGGGAAGCGCCACCUCCGCGGGGUCGUCGUCGGGGCAGCCCCCUCCCCCCCGGCCGGGCUCCCGCCGUCGUGCCCUGCUCCGCUCGCACCAGCUCUACACGCCCGCCUCGGCGCCGUGCCUGCUGUCGCCGCACACCGACAACCUGCACCAGAUCGACGCUGUGGGCGGGCCCGCCGCCUUCCUCGACAUCCUCGCGCCGCCCUACGACCCGGAGCACGGGCGGGACUGCCACUACUUCCGCCUGCUGGACGGGCAGAGCCUGCCUCCGCCCACUGCAGACCCUCUGGGUCUGCCCAAGGAGGUGUGGCUGCUCGAGACGCCCCAGGCGGCGGAUUUCUGGUGCGGCGGAGAGCCCUACCCGGGGCCCCAGGUGUCCCCUUGAAGGACGAUCCCCACACCCGCGAUGCUGCUUGCCUGAUCUGCCCGUCAUCCGGUUUAGACGGAGGGAAGAUGCGAGUCCUUUUCUCGUCCCCAAGGCCCGCCGUGAAGGGAGUGCCCAGCUGCCCCAGGCCCCUCGACACACUGGCUUCCUGAGGUGCUGAUGCUGCAGUUGGGGAGAGCAAAGCCAUUGGAGGAGUCCUGUCCAUUCCCUGGCCAGAAGCAUUUCCCCCUUCUGAACUUGCAGCUUCCUUCCUUCCUGCGGCUGCACCACACAAAAUGUCCUACUUCCACGAGGGCAUUUAUCGGGAGGUGUCUCGAUUUGUUUUGGGGAGAUAAGUCAGCAUCUGCUGCUACUUCUGGUUCAAUUAUUUCAGAGAGCACGAAGAACUCAACUCCACUGGCUUAAGGUGAAGGGGCAGAUCUGCAGGCGACAUUAAAUGAAGAGUUAAGGAAGGAAAACAGGUCCCGCACCUAUUCCAAACCCGCAUUUCAAAUGGUACACAUAAAAGUAGGGUAUUUUUUAAGGGUGGAUGUUGCCCUCCCCACCUGCAGGCAAAUUCCCAGUAGCACAACAGCCAACUCCUACUUGGCAUACAAACUGAGAACACUUAAGGUGGGCACUGCCUCUUUUCUGGCCAAGAACGUGGCCUGAUCUGCUUUGUUGUGUGUGUGUCUCAGCUGCUUGGAGCGGAGAGGGGAACCAUCAUCCACUCAGGACACAUACUGUAUUCCACAGCUCUUCCUGCAAGGAAGCUACUACAAAAUCCGGAGCCUUCCUCUCCAUUCUGUGCGUGCAAAGCAGUCAGGUGCCAUUGUAUUUAUUCCUACCAGUUGCUGUGAAGAUAAGGAAGAAUAGGUUUGGUUAAAAACAACAACUACACUACUUGGCUUAAUUUAGAAAUAAACUUUGGGCUGCGAAUUCCCUUUUUUUCCUUUUGCUACAGGUGAAAAAAUAAAGGCAAUAAGAGUUCUUCCCUGAAGCUUGCUAGUUAACUUUCCCUAUGAAUGGUCCAGUACUUUUCAUUUCCCAUGUCAAUUCAGACUGAUGAGGAUAUUGUCCUGCUCCUUCUCUCCUGGGUGGAUUUGGGAGGGAAAAAAAUGUGCUGAAAAGCCAAGAAAGAUACUAAAUUGGCUGGAGCAGAGACUAGUUUGCUAUAUAACUGAAAUUCAGCUUGCAUUCUGUGCAAGGAUGCUGCCAGGUUAGAGAUUAUCCUGUGGGGGAGAAAUAUUGUAUUAAGAAACAUGAUUUUUAGAUAUUAAAAUCAGAGAAUUCCUGAUUA
Molecule: messenger RNA, 2166 nt
Organism: Lacerta agilis (Sand lizard)
Lineage: Eukaryota; Metazoa; Chordata; Lepidosauria; Squamata; Lacertidae
Gene: ADO
Product: 2-aminoethanethiol dioxygenase
Exons: 1
Coding region: 96-887 (263 amino acids)
Cellular component (GO): mitochondrion
Molecular function (GO): oxidoreductase activity, acting on single donors with incorporation of molecular oxygen, incorporation of two atoms of oxygen
Source: RefSeq, a predicted model, not a curated record